CCCGGCGAAAAUAGUGCAUGUAACGUUUCGGUGUACUUAGCUAAACAACUUCAUACUUUCAUAUUUCCAAGCUGUAAUUUAGAAGUAAAAAUAAUAUCAACAAAACUAUGUUUUCCGCACCCGCAACUGGUUCUGCUUCUGCCGCUGCGCCGGCACCUGCUACCACUGCAGGAGAGCCCGGCUCCAGACCGAGUGGGGGUGGUAUGAUCCUCAAAAAGGCAAUUGAUAUGACAGGAAAGUGGAAAUGUCCUAUCUGUAAUUGCGUCACACCUAUCACUAAGAAAAAGUGCGUUGCUUGUGAGGCACCAGCACCAGGUGUCACAGAAGAAGAUCUGAAAAGAGAAAAACAGGAGGUGGCUAAUAAAUUUGGAGGUGGAGGUGGUGGUACCAGUGGGUCGAUAGGAGCUGGGAGUGUAUUUGGAGGUGGUGAUGCGGGGAGUGUAUUUGGUGGUGGAAAAUUCAACUUUGGAGGUGCAGCGACAACUGGCGGUGAGACUGGUGGAGCUUCUUCGUCAAGUAUUUUUGGUGCACCACCUGCUGGAGGUAGUGUAUUUGGUGCAGCGCCAGCUGCUGGAGGUAGUAUUUUCGGCGCCGCACCUUCUGGUGGAGGUAGUAUUUUUGGAGCAGCACCAGCUUCCGGUGGAGGUAGUAUUUUUGGUGCAGGAGGAACUAGUACGACAGGUGUCUUCGGUUCAUCUCAGCCAACCAGUACUCCAGAUCAAGGUGCAGGUGGAGCAUCCUCUUCCUCUGCGUCUUCUGCAUCCGGCGGCUUUGUUUUCGACAAUGCUAGUUUGAGGACAAGUGGUGGAGUAGGUGGCUUUUUUCCUGCAGCUUCCUCUCUCGGAGGAGGUGCGAGCGGACCAACCGCAAAUGCAGGAGGCAAAAGCGACUCUCCACACAGCAAUGUAAACCCCUCCAACGUCCAACAUGCCAAAGCCAAGGUGAAACCAGCGGACAAGUGGGACAAUCUUCCUCGUGGAAAGCCUGAGAAAGGAGUCAACAGUGGCGAGGUGUUGAUUUUCGGGUCUGGCGAAUGCGAACAACUGGGUCUGGGAGAUAACGUCACCGAGAAGAAAAAACCGGCCUUGUUGAAACAAUUGAGCAACAAGCAAGUCAUCAAGAUCACAGCUGGCGGACUACACACUCUGGCUUUGUGUCGUGGAGGCAGAGAGCUCUAUUCUUGGGGCUGCAAUGAUGAUGGAGCUUUGGGUCGAGCGAGAGGGAGUGUGGAAAAUGAGCCACGACUAGUGGAAUUUGAUAAAGGGCAAAUUUCGACGCGAGACUUCGUAUUGGAUGGUAUCUCUGCUGGUGACAGUCAUAGUUGCGCGAAGGAUGUCAACGGAAACGUUUUCCUUUGGGGCGUAUUCAAAGAUGCGAAUGGGUAUUCUGUCUGCAUCUACAGCUUUCUGUGUCUACUAACAAGCCGACUUUCCUCUGCAACUAGACUUCCUCAUACUAUCACUCCUAUCUAGUAUUGUCCAUUACGAUAAAAACAUAGCAAUAGCUGCACGCUACCCGCGGCCGCCUACUUGCUCCCUACAUCAUUCACUCCCAUUCUUGAUAGAUCUUGCAUCCUCCAGCAUAAUUCUGCAACAUCAGGUACGUCGGUUUUCCUGACUUGAAUAAAUUUGGGGACGUCCUAUGGCGUUUCGACGACGAUGCGGGUAAGAAGGUUCCAGCAGUUGCGCAAUAUCCUGUAGAAGUUAAACAACUGCCACCCGUCAAAGAGAUAGUCUCAGGAGCUGAUCACGUCGUGGCGCUUACGAAGACGGGCACGGUACCGAAGAUUUUUAUUAAGAUCGUUCUUCGUGGAGUAGAGCAUUUCUUUGCCUGCAUCUGCAAGCAAGGUGAAGUCCGAGUCUAAACAUGAUGAAUGAUGUGUCUAUGUAUCUAUGUAUAAGAACUUCUCGUCACACCACGAACAUGAUCCUAUUAAUCGACAAAUAAACAUCUACAGAUUUUCUCCUGGGGUAACAACGCUCUCGGACAGCUCGGACAGGGCGAAUUAACACCGGAGCAACCCGCUCCUUCAGGCGAUGACGCGAAAGACAAAGAAAACGUUGACAAAUUCAAGGCGAAAAAGCGAUCCUACCUCUUCCCCAAGCCAUUAGUGAUGCCGGCAGACGAUCCUUUGGCCCUACGAAUCGGUCGCGCUGGGGAUGCAACCUACGUUGUCUCGAAAAAAUUUCGGACUUACGGCUGUGGUCUAAAUGGAGAUGGGCAAUUGGGUACUUUCAAUUUCAAAAAAAAUGUGAUUGAUAUGAGCCAAGAUCUUCACUUUUUUAUGUUGAUAUGUUAUCUUUCGUUCGCCUUCACAACUCUUUCAGGCAUCGGCGUUUGUGACGAGAAGCGACCUUGUGAGCCUAGUUUAGUGGAGAUCAAGGAGUUCCGCGGCAAGCAGAUUACUUGUAUCAACGGCGGCCAAUUCCACGGCGUCGCACUUGAAACGACGUCUUCGUCUUACACUCUCUACACCUGGGGUCGUAAGAUCUACACUGGUUUGAACAUGCCUGGUGGAAAGGGCGCUGCGGCUAUCAGUGCAGCAGUGAAAAACCCUCUGAGCAACAACGGCGCCGCCGCGACAAAUGCGGACAAUAUCAUUUCCCCGGUUCCUAUUCCCCAUGAAUCUUUUGCCGACCAAAAAAUCGUGGACAUCGUCUCUGGUUUGUACCACGUGCUAGCGAUCAGUGACCGAGGUGACGUCUUCGCUUGGGGAAGCGGAGAAAUGUUUCAGCUAGGAAAUUCCCCCAAAGAUGUUGACAACUUCACACCUGAAGAGAGGGAUUUAGAAGUUGGCGAAUCUGAACACGUUCCGCGGUUGAUUCAUGCCUCACAGCUCAAAGACCGGUUCGCACUCGCCGCGUCUGGUGGUGGGCAACACAGCGUAAUCCUAGCUUGGGAUCCGAGUAUCAAAGAGACCUUCAAGAGAAGAGCAAUGUCAGCUUUGGCGGCAGCUGAGAGUUUCAACAUUGUGGUCGAACAAGAAGCGGACGAGCAGGAGGCCAAAGCGAAAGUCGCGAAGACGACUUUCCCAGUUUUUGACUCUUCUGCCGCUGCACAAAACAUGAAUGUCGAAGAAUCCAAGUCGUCGGCACCUGGAGCUUUCCCAGAAUUGCAAGACGAAGGCAGCAGCGGACCUCUGAAGCUAAAGAGUCCCCCACAUGAGCACAUCCGCACGAUGAAGCGUUCAGCCGAGGCGAUCAACAACGACGAUGAUGGCAGGAGUCCACCUAGAAAGAGACCAAAACUGGUUUUUUCCAGAGAUGUGGUGCACCAGUGUCUCGCAGAGGUAGAGGCGUUCACUAGAAUGAAGAAAAGCAUUCUGAAAGAUCCGGAGAUUGAUAUGUUAGAUGAAGUGUGAAGGUAGUCAUGAUCAUGAAUAUGGUUCGCUGUGCUUUUAGCAUCUUCAUGAACAAGACACAUGAACUUUUGCAAUUUGCACUUUCUGAUCGUUUCAAUAGCAGGAGAUGUAGAAUGUGAUCGUGAUGAUCGUAAUUCACAAUCAUAAACUCUUCGAGUAGACGCAACAGCAACUUGUUUGCACCCUAUGCUGUUUCUAGGAGGUACACGACUAUUGGCUAU
This is a messenger RNA of Amoebophrya sp. A25, 3582 nucleotides long. NCBI's taxonomy places the organism in Eukaryota, Dinophyceae, Syndiniales, Amoebophryaceae. The record is from the annotation of a GenBank genome assembly.